AUGGUCUCAUCUGUUCUCGCGUUUUUGGGCGUUCUGGCUGCCAGCACCUCUGCGGCUGCUCCUCCACCUCCCCCCAACAAUGCUGCUGCUGCUUGCCGCAGCCUGAAAUCUAGCUUCCCACAGCAGGUUGUCAGCAGCGCCGACGCGGCGUACCCAGCCUGGAAUGGCCGAUGGGCGGAUACUGCCGAGCUCGCGCCCUCGUGCAUCUUCCGCCCCAAGACGGCCAAGGACGUCUCGGCUGCCGUCAAGGUGUUGAACAAGGAGGCUGGGCCGGCCGGUGAUGCGUGCCCCUUCUCGAUCAAGUGCGGCGGGCACACGCCGUGGGCGGGCGCCAACAACGUCAAUAAUGGCGUCGCCAUCGACCUCAGUGGGUACAUGAACACGACGACCGUCUCGGCGGACAAGACAAUUGUCUCGCUGGGCGGCGGCGAGGUCUGGAGGUCCGCGUAUGCCAAGACUGACGGGAUGGGGAUUGCGUUUCCCGGUGGUCGGUGCCCGGGUACAGGUGUUGGUGGCGUUUCUCUUGGUGGUGGCUACUCCUGGUUCCAGGGCAGCGUGGGCUUCGUCGCCGACAAUGUCAUCAACUUUGAGGUCGUCCUGGCGUCUGGCGAGAUUGUCAACGCCAACAAGACCAACCACCAGGACCUCUUUAUGGCGCUCAAGGGCGGCAACAACAACUUUGGCGUCGUCACGCGCGUCGACCUCGCCACGUUCCAGCACUCGCAGCAGAUCCACGGCGGGCUCAUCAUUGUCCCCGUCGAGGCGAGCGACGCCGUGCUCGAGAACCUGCAGCGCUUCACCGACGACGACGCGGCCGGCGGGGUGCACACCAACGCGGGCCUCACGGUCGAGUACUUUCUCAACGCGACCAGCGGCGUCGGCCAGAUCCUGCUCUGGGUCAUCGACACGGACGCCGCCGGCGAGCACGAGGCCAUCCGGCCGUUCCUCGAGAUGCAGCCGCAGAUCGUCAACCGCGUGGCCACAUCGUCAAUCGCCCAGUACCCGUCGUCCGUCCCGGCCGUCACGCGCGUCAUGAUGGCCGACCUGACUUUCGUCAACGACCUCGAGACGCUCAAGGGCGUGCACAAGAUCACGAUGCAGAUCUUUGAGGAGAGCAAGGGCAUCCCCGGCCUCGUGUGGGACUUUCAGUUUGAGCCUCUGUCGCGGCACGUUAUUGACCAGAGUGUCGCUCGUGGUGGUAACAGCUUGGGCAUCAACGGCACUGCCGAUGAUCUUUUGAUCAUGUUCAUCAUGCCCCUCUGGAGCGACCCGGCCUACGACGACCAGGUCUACGCCGCCGCGCAGAAGUGGCACUCGUCCGUCCAGGCCUACACGGCGAGCAUGGGCAAGGGCCACCGCUUCGAGUUUGCCAACUAUGCGGCCAAGUUCCAGAACGUCAUGGCCAGCUAUGGUCCCGAGAACCUGCAGUUCCUGCGCACCGUCAGUCGCAAGUACGACCCCAAGCAGAUCUUCCAGCGGUCGGUCAGGGGAGGGUAUAAGCUUGGCGUGUAA
Molecule: messenger RNA, 1512 nt
Organism: Microdochium trichocladiopsis
Lineage: Eukaryota; Fungi; Ascomycota; Sordariomycetes; Xylariales; Microdochiaceae
Exons: 4
Coding region: 1-1512 (503 amino acids)
Molecular function (GO): FAD binding
Source: RefSeq, a predicted model, not a curated record